This is a messenger RNA of Patiria miniata (bat star), 3791 nucleotides long. It is a transcript of the gene stk40, whose product is annotated as serine/threonine-protein kinase 40-like. The record is from RefSeq and is a predicted model, not a curated record. Lineage: Eukaryota; Metazoa; Echinodermata; Asteroidea; Valvatida; Asterinidae. Gene Ontology annotation, molecular function: protein kinase activity; ATP binding. Gene Ontology annotation, biological process: protein phosphorylation. The coding region runs from base 283 to 2139 and encodes 618 amino acids. The transcript is spliced from 8 exons.
GCGUCGCACACAACAUCUAACAUAAAACACGGGAUAGGAACGUACGUUUUCCCAAUCCACUUCUACGCGAUCGAAAAGUUUGGACCACACAGAUUACAUUUUGAUGGCCAAAGCAUGUCAUUGAAGAAGCGACAGAAGAUCUACACAUCGGACAGGUUUUGAUGAAGAUGGAAUGCCACUAAGUCACUUCAAGAUUGUCGUCAAUAACUAUGAAGCGUUCAAUCAUUUUAUGCAAGUACCGGUAGAUUGCUGAUUCUCCCCUUCCCGCCUUGUAAACUCAAAAUGAAGCGAAAAGUGCCUUCAUUAAAUCAACUAGAGGGCCAUCAGCGCUCCCGUAGUGGUAGAAUUAGAAGACCACCACCAUCAGGCAGUGCAGAUGUCUCUUUAUCAGAAGGGUCUAGGAGAAGAGAUCGUAACCUACCAAGGCUGGUCACAUCCCUUUCUUCGUCUUCUGAAUCUUCGGAUUCUGGUUUCUCUGAUCUUAGUCCAUCAACAUUUAGCCUGGAAAGGCAAGGGUACUCCCAGCAUCAACCAAAUGUAAGCAGCGCUUCAGGCUUUGCAAGUGUGCCAUCGGUUUCACCGGUUGCAUCAGCAGUACCUGAGUAUCUAGAGUCAUGUCCAUCGAGUUCGUCACAUUCCCCGCUAACAGCCCAACUGGGAGCUGCUAUAUCGAGGUCACUAUCUCAGCCAUCUCAGGAGGCUCUUCUGGCCCAGUCCCUCCUAUCACCUGUCCAAGAUACAACACCAGCGGGUCAGACUAGUCCACCAGGUUUGUCUUCACUACAUCAAUCUGUCCACACUGUAGCUUCUACCCUCUUGCAACCGUCAGAAUUAGCAAGCUCCAUCGGUACAGCAAUAACAACAACAUCACCGAGCAGCCAGCGAGUAAACCGUGGCCAGCCAUUGACGUUAAAGAGAGCUGGGCCGUAUCUACUUGGACCACGCUUAGGUACCUCUCCUGUCCGAAGUAUAGUUCAUUGUCUGGCUCGUAAAGAAGGCACAGACAACUUUUACUCAAUGAAGUUACUUACGUUAUCUGAGCAAGGCAAAGAGAGUAAUGAUGAGAGGCAAGGGAAGAUGUUACUUCAUACUGAGUAUUCCCUGCUGUCAUUACUACAUAAUCAAGAGGGAGUUGUACAUCAUCAUGGACUCUUUCAAGACCGAGCCUAUGAGUUAAAACAUGACCACGCCCGAAGCAACAAAGGACAGAGACCAGCUCCUACAGGUCGAUACAAGAAACGUCUGUGCUUGGUAUUGGAUUGCCUGGCAGCGCACGAGUUCAGCAACAAGACAAGUGAUCUGAUGAACCUUCAGCAUUAUGUCAUACAGGAGAAGAAACUCAAUGAGAAGGAAGCCAUUAUAAUGUUCUCUGAUGUGGUUCGCAUCGUACAGAGCUUACAUGAGAAAAAUAUUGUUCAUAGAGAUCUGAAGCUGGGUAAUAUGGUGCUGAACAAGCGGACUCGUCGUAUCACCAUCACUAACUUCUGUCUAGGCAAGCAUCUAGUCAGCGAUCGUGAUUUGCUGAAAGAUCAGCGUGGAAGCCCUGCGUACAUUAGUCCUGAUGUAUUGAGUGGAAAGCCAUAUCUUGGUAAACCUAGUGACAUGUGGGCACUUGGAGUUGUAUUGUUUACAAUGCUGUACGGUCAGUUCCCGUUCUACGAUAGCGUCCCUCAGGAACUCUUUCGGAAGAUCAAGGCUGCAGAAUAUAUCAUUCCUAAUGAUGGGCGGGUGUCAGAGAAUACGAUCAAUCUAAUCAGGAACCUGCUAGUCUUGGAUCCAGCUGUUCGAAUGUCUGCUACUCAGGUCUCGGAAGCCUUGGACAAAACAUUGGCUAUGUGGAAGUCAUUGGCUUUACAAGGAGAACAACUUCAAGUUGUUCCUGACUUAGACAUAGACGGUGAUGGUGUAGAAGAUGUAGAUGGUUCACCUCCAACCAAACGCCUUAAAGAGACGCCGCUACAGACCCCACCAGAGUGGGACCUGAAACUACACGCAGAUCGUAGUGUCAUCAGUCUGGAUAUGCGACUACAACCACCAGCAAGGAGACGCUUGGUGCGCCCACCUGUCCAUAAACUGAAUCAGGAUGCACGACCUUUGACCCAAGCCGAGACCAUGGCUCACCGUAACCUGUUGGUGUGAUGUGAGUAGUUCCUAGUUUGAUACAUGUAGGUAGGGAUUCUGUGGUGAUGGUUAAAUGUCUUGAUAUUUUGACUCUAGGUUUGGAUUUUCAUUACUGCGUGAAAUAUGAUUGUCUCCUUACAACUGGUUCGAUGGAAUCAAAAAUCAGAAUUGCUUACUUAAUCUUUUGUUUUUUAAUGAAUUUAAAGGAAUUCAAUAAAUGAUGAGUGUUGAACACCAUCCAAACAAGCUGAAGCUUGUACUGGAUGUACCAAAAAAUUAAAUGAAGCACAAAAACUAAAUGCGUAAAAUGAGUACAAUAUAAACUAUUCAUAAGAUGGAAUUUGCGUACAGUAUGUUUUGUAAUUAACGUUUAACAAAUAUUUUCCAAAAAAAGGAGAAAAUUAUUAGGAAGGGGACAGUUUAUAAUUAUAAGUAAUUAGGUUAGGGUGAGUGGGUUUAGUAGCAUAGCUUGACUGAAUACAUUAAUGACUUCUGCUAAAGUGACUACUAACAUGGAGAAACAAAUGGUGUUUUGGAGUCGGAGAAAUGAUAACCAGAGUUCAUGAUAACAUGUUUGAGUUGAACAUUUUAUCCAAUCUAAAGGUCCUUUCAUAUUUUUAUACUUGUAUCAACUGGGACCACAAAUUUUUAUCUCCCAUUUUGUCAUAUUGUUUGGACUUACAUCCUGAACAAAAUACAAAAUUAUUUAAAUGAAGAGACAGAGUCAAAAUUAUCUUAAUGCGGAAUCAACUGCAUAGAUUUUUUUAAUCCUGGGGCUCUGUAAUUUCUUAAAAUUGAGGUUUAUUUCUGAGUUCAUUGAGCAAGUUCUUAUGCCAAAGAUAUUUAUAAAUGUGGGAUGGAAUACUUCAAAGUUGUAUUUUUGAAAGUACAAAAUAUGACCAAUAUGUGUAUCAAUUUCUUGAAUGUGUAUACUGUCAACAUAGUUUAUUGUAUAAACUCUUGAAUAUAUUAGGGAAAAAUAAUUGAGCUAUAAAUAUUACAAGUGUGUAAUCCAAGUUUUUUCAUAACAUUAAAAGUUGUUAAUAUUUAGAGUACAUGUUUAUUUUGGCAUCGGUUUUGACAUAGUAGAAGGCUUUCCUGCAUUUUUCUUUUCAUGAAACAAUGGUCUUCAAAAGCUUUGCAGAUUACAUUUGCACAUCCUUGCAUUUUGCUAGUUUGUCAAACAUAACGCUUCAUGCAAGAAAACGAAAUCUCUUAAAGAUCACACACAAUGAAAAGUUUUGUUGCUGUGUUGUAGAAUAGCAAUAGCAUAGCAUAGCAUAGCAUUGAGUGUGAUAUGGUGUUGAAUUGAUUGCCAUCAUCAAACGUGACAUGUUUGUGGUCAAGGUAUUGGCUGUGUGCCAAACUAUUCACUCUUGUAUUGGGAAUAAAAAUAUUGUUUGUUAACAUUCAUUCAAUGCUGUGCAUCCUUUGCAUUGCAUCCAUCUUAAAUUGAGAUAUGUGCAUUUGUUGCAUGCAGUAUACCGCUUUGUCAUUCAUUGUUCCUGAAUUUAAAUAACAAAAUCAUCUCAAAGAUGAUAUGAUAUAUUAAAAUUAGAAUGCAAAUGGUUAUGUACUUUGUGUGAUCAAUGGAGGAUGUGCCCUGUAGUGUGAAUAUGGUAUGAUUUAGUCCUCAGUUUAAAUAUAAUGUCAUGGGUCAUUGGUGCGUG